AUGGCUGGCGUCAUUGACCGCCGGCCAUAUGAUUAUGCCCGUCUCAACGGCAACACCCACGAGAUACGACUCAUUCAUCUCUUCCGCACUUUAUCGGUCGACGGCUUCAUCCAGUGUCGUUUGGAGACGCUGGAAUUGUCCAAAGCAACCAACCUCAGAGCUCUCUCUUAUGCAUGGGGUCCCGAGCAACCUAAGCGUCAGAUCAUUGUUGACGGCAAGCUUCUCACAGUGCGCGAGAACCUGUACGACUUUCUGCAGGCGUACAGCAGGAAGUCAAAGCUCGCAAAACGACGAAAUCUGUGGAUAGACGCGAUAUGUAUAAAUCAAUCCGACAUAGAGGAGCGCAAUCAUUAG
This is a messenger RNA of Cyphellophora attinorum, 354 nucleotides long. RefSeq lists its product as uncharacterized. The coding region runs from base 1 to 354 and encodes 117 amino acids. The transcript has a single exon. The record is from RefSeq and is a predicted model, not a curated record. Lineage: Eukaryota; Fungi; Ascomycota; Eurotiomycetes; Chaetothyriales; Cyphellophoraceae.